AUGCGUGGCGGUGGCAUGCGUGGUGGUGGCAUGCGCGGCGGUCGCGGCGGCGGUCGCGGCGGCGGUCGCGGCGGCGGUCGUGGUGGUGCAAGAGGCGCGCGUGGCGGCUCCAAUGUUGUUGUCAAGCCUCAUCGUCAUGAAGGUGUCUUUGUUGCGGAGGGCAAGGAGCACUUGUUGGUGACCAAGAAUCUGGCGCCUGGCGACUCUGUGUAUGGCGAGAAGCGUGUUUCUGUUGAGUCACCUGCAAAUGAGGAUGGCGUCCCUGCUACAAAGAUUGAGUACCGCGUGUGGAACCCAUUCCGUUCGAAGCUCGCUGCGGGUGUGCUUGGUGGUCUGGACAAUAUUCACAUCAAGCCUGGCGCCAAGGUGCUUUACCUCGGCGCUGCAAGCGGCACAAGUGUGAGUCAUGUUGCCGAUAUCGUGGGACCUGAUGGCAUUGUAUACGCAGUCGAAUUCUCGCACCGGUCAGGUCGUGACUUGAUCAAUAUGGCGAAGAAACGGACAAAUGUGAUUCCCAUUAUUGAGGAUGCUCGCCACCCGGCCAAGUACCGCAUGCUCGUCGGCAGUGUGGAUGUCAUUUUUGCCGAUGUCGCACAGCCCGACCAGGCGCGCAUUGUUGCAUACAACGCGGAAUACUUUUUGAAAAACGGAGGAAAUGUUGUCAUUUCGAUCAAAGCCAGCUGUAUCGAUUCUACUGCUGUGCCGGAGGCUGUUUUUGCAGAGGAGGUGAAUAAACUGAAGAAGAGCGUACGUGCUUGGCUCCCCGUUGUCUUACAUCAGUCUUUCCGCCCAAGGGAGCAGCUUACGCUGGAGCCUUAUGAGCGUGACCACGCUAUGCUGGUGGCACAAUACCAGAGGCAUAAGUGA
Messenger RNA from Malassezia vespertilionis, 867 nucleotides. RefSeq names its product Small subunit processome complex component (gene NOP1). The transcript is spliced from 2 exons. Gene Ontology annotation, molecular function: histone H2AQ104 methyltransferase activity; rRNA methyltransferase activity; RNA binding. NCBI's taxonomy places the organism in Eukaryota, Fungi, Basidiomycota, Malasseziomycetes, Malasseziales, Malasseziaceae. Gene Ontology annotation, cellular component: nucleolus; box C/D methylation guide snoRNP complex; small-subunit processome. The record is from RefSeq and is a predicted model, not a curated record. Gene Ontology annotation, biological process: rRNA methylation; box C/D sno(s)RNA 3'-end processing. Bases 1 to 867 code for a protein of 288 amino acids.